GAUUUCAUUCACCAUUUUCCUGAACCUGGUUAUGGAGCUUGGUUGUUUUUGUUUCCAGAUCUAAAAGUUAGAUGUUUUGAUAUUAAAAAGCGGAUUUUAUGAAAUCUCAGUAAUUUUGUAGUUAUUAUAUUGAAUAUUUUGCAUAAAUUUUAGCAACAUUUGUUUUUCGUAUUACAAACCAAUUUUUAUUAUGAAGUUGUGUUACUUCAUCGAUCACCAUAAUAUACGUUUUACUGCUUGGAAGUGAUUUAAAUUACGGUUAUCUUUUCUGCAUAUUUUUUCUGUUGCUCCAUCAACAACAAAAAAAGGAAUAAAAAAAUGGAUAAAGAAAAAAAUUUCACAUGUCAGCAAUGUGGCAGAAGUUUCUAUCAAAUGAAUCAGCUAAAACAACACUCAAUUAUUCAUAUGCCGGAAGAAGAACGCCCAUUCAGCUGUUACAUUUGUGCUAGAAAAUUCAACAGGCUUCAUCAUUUAAAGCUUCAUUUAAUGGUUCAUCUUGGACAGAGUCCACACAUAUGUGAUGUAUGUGGUCGCACUUGUAAUCAAUUAAGUGACUUGAAAAAACAUCAAAUGAUACACACUGGUGAACGACCACACACCUGCCCCAUCUGUGGAAAGGGUUUCAUACAGAUUGGAGGCAUGAGAAGACACAUUCAGAAACACGAAGAAGAAUCCGAGUUAUCUAUGGAUUGUAAAACGUGUGGUAAAACAUUUACUAAAGUUGGAUUUUUUAAGAAGCAUAUUCAAACACAUAGUGAAGAUAAGCCUUAUAAAUGUCCCCUAUGCAAAAAAUCUUUUCACCUUGAAGCUGGUUUAAAUCUUCACCUUGUCAUGCAUAAUGGUGAAGAAGAACCUCACACUUGUGAUAUCUGUGGUAAGUCUUUCAAGCGAACUGGGAACCUUGAAAAGCAUUUUGUCACUCACUCUGGUUCUCUUCCCUAUAAAUGCAGUACUUGCGGAAAACAAUUUCUACAGCUGGGGAGUUAUAAGAGGCAUGCUUUGAGACAUUCGAGCAUAGUAAAUGCCAGUUUUAUUGUUCCUGAUAAUAAUUUAUCCACUAAAAACUCUGAUUCCAAAUUGAGUAGUGACUCUUGGAUUAUGAAUGAUGAGCAAAUAGUUAUUAAGACAAUCGAUCCAAGCUUGAACAAAGAGUUAGAAGAAACAAAGAUUAAAAAAGAGGAAGAAACAUUUAUGAUAGUCAUAAAUAACACAAAUAUUGAUGAUAUAACUAAUGAUUUACUGCGAGAAGCUAUUGCGUGAAAAAUCUAAUUUUUUUAAAAAAAAAAUCAAAUUCACUGUGUGAGUUGCCAAGACUAAUAUAUUCAGAACAACUCUGGUUAAUGCAUUAUUCUGUUACAGAGAGUUAUAAAUGUAAUUUGUUAAAAUUUAACGUAAUUUUUUUUUAGUUGUAGAUAAUUCUGCUAAGAAAUUUAAUAGAUUUUGGUAAAAUCAAUCUGUAUUUUUUAUGAACGAUAAUAAUUUCUCAUUUUCUGAAAGAUUACUAGCAUAAUUAUGUAAAGUAUAUUGCUUAGAUAGGCAAAUCUUUAAUUUUCUGAACAUUUAUUAUUGCUUCUUAGAAGUUAUUAGUUUUAAGAAUUUGCAUCAAUAAAAUCAUGGUUAAUUUUGA
Parasteatoda tepidariorum (common house spider) is the source of this 1627-nucleotide messenger RNA. RefSeq lists its product as uncharacterized. NCBI's taxonomy places the organism in Eukaryota, Metazoa, Arthropoda, Arachnida, Araneae, Theridiidae. Gene Ontology annotation, cellular component: nucleus. Gene Ontology annotation, molecular function: sequence-specific DNA binding; DNA-binding transcription factor activity, RNA polymerase II-specific. The record is from RefSeq and is a predicted model, not a curated record. Gene Ontology annotation, biological process: regulation of transcription by RNA polymerase II.